Messenger RNA from Chrysochloris asiatica (Cape golden mole), 921 nucleotides. RefSeq names its product secreted phosphoprotein 1 (gene SPP1). The record is from RefSeq and is a predicted model, not a curated record. Gene Ontology annotation, biological process: positive regulation of bone resorption; cell adhesion; osteoblast differentiation. NCBI's taxonomy places the organism in Eukaryota, Metazoa, Chordata, Mammalia, Afrosoricida, Chrysochloridae. Gene Ontology annotation, molecular function: extracellular matrix binding. The transcript has 6 exons. The coding region runs from base 1 to 921 and encodes 306 amino acids.
AUGAGAAUUGCAGUGAUCUGCUUUUGCCUCUUAGGCAUUGCCUACGCCCUUCCAGCUAAAUACCAUACUGAAUCUGGCAGCUCUGAAGAAAAACAGCUUCACAUCAAAUACCCAGAUGCCGUGGCCACAUGGCUAAAGCCUGACCCAUCUCAAAAGCAGACUCUUCUAGCACCACAGAAGGCCAUAUCCUCUGAAGAAAUUGACCACCUUAAACAAGAGACCCUCCCAAGUAAAUCCAAUGAAAGCCAAGACUUGACAGAUGAUGUGGAUGAUGAGGAUGACAGCGACCAUGUGAACAACCAGGACUCUGUUGAAUCCGAUGACUCAGAAGACCAUGAUGAUACCGAUGACCCCGACCGUUCUGAUGAAUCUCACCAUUCCGAUGAAUCUGAUGAACUGGUCACUGAUUUUCCCACUGAUAUGUCAGCAACUCCAGUGUUCACUCCAGUUGUGCCCACAGUAGACAUUUAUGAUGGCCGAGGUGAUAGUGUGGCUUAUGGACAGAAGUCAAGAUCUAGAAAGAUUUCCACACCUGUGAUUCUGUAUCCUGAUGAUCUCACCUCACUCAAGAAAUCUGAGGCAUUCGGUGAUGAACACAAGGCCAUGUCUGUCAUGCAAGCCAUGAAGAAGGUUUCUAACUGGGACAGCCAGCAGCAAGGCAGUCAUGAAACCAGUCAACCGGAUGAUCACAGUGUGGAAACCCACAGCCUCGAGCAGUCCAAAGAAUACAAGCUGAAGGCAAAUGAUGAAAGCAGUGAGCAUUCUCAUAUGACUGAUAGUCUGGAAAAUUCCAAAGUCAGCCAAGAAUUUCACAGCCAUGAAGAUAAGCACCUCCCAAGCCCUAAGAGUGAGGACGAAGAUCAACAACUGAAAUUUCGCACUUCUCAUGAAUUAGAGAGUACAUCUUAUGAGAUCAAUUAA